Brugia malayi is the source of this 453-nucleotide messenger RNA. RefSeq lists its product as uncharacterized. Gene Ontology annotation, molecular function: calcium ion binding. Lineage: Eukaryota; Metazoa; Nematoda; Chromadorea; Rhabditida; Onchocercidae. The transcript has 5 exons. Gene Ontology annotation, cellular component: muscle myosin complex. The record is from RefSeq and is a predicted model, not a curated record. The coding region runs from base 1 to 453 and encodes 150 amino acids.
AUGCCUUCACAAGCUGAAUUAAAAGAGAUAUUUCUCUUAUAUGACGAAGAAUUGGAUGGUAAAAUUGAUGGUACACAAAUUGGUGAUGUUGUCCGAGCUGCUGGUCUUAAGCCAACAAAUGCUAUGGUUGUCAAAGCAAGUGGAACUGAGUAUAAACGAAAAGGUGAAAAACGUUUGACAUUCGAAGAAUGGAUGCCAAUUUAUGAACAAUUAAGCAAAGAAAAGGAACAAGGGACGUUCCAGGAUUUUGUUGAAGGAUUGAAAGUUUUUGAUAAAGAAGAAUCAGGAAAGAUUAUGGCAGCAGAAUUAAGGCAUGUACUGAUGGCUUUAGGUGAGCGUUUGUCAGCUGAAGAAGCAGAUGAAAUAAUGAAAGGUACGGAAGAUGCAGAAGGAAUGGUUGCUUAUGAAGCAUUCGUCAAGAAGGUUCUAGCUGGACCAUUUCCGGAUGACUAA